Phragmites australis (common reed) is the source of this 2129-nucleotide messenger RNA. RefSeq names its product aspartokinase 1, chloroplastic-like. The record is from RefSeq and is a predicted model, not a curated record. NCBI's taxonomy places the organism in Eukaryota, Viridiplantae, Streptophyta, Magnoliopsida, Poales, Poaceae. Gene Ontology annotation, cellular component: chloroplast stroma. The transcript has 13 exons. Gene Ontology annotation, biological process: amino acid biosynthetic process. Gene Ontology annotation, molecular function: aspartate kinase activity. The coding region runs from base 133 to 1818 and encodes 561 amino acids.
GCUGCCCCGUCUCGCCGCCGCCGCCACCCGCCUCCGCUUCGAUUUCCCCCUCGACGCCGCGCGCUCCUUCUCCGGGAAGGAAGAGGGACAAGGGGAAACCUCUGGAUCUCGGGCCGCCCGCCUCGUUGGGAGAUGGUGGUGGCGCUGCGGUUCCCGGGGGUCGCGCGGGAGCCUCCGGCCGCGCUCUCCAUCCGCGCCGCCUCCAAGCUCGGGAGGGAGCAGCAUUUUGUGUGUGCAAGUGCUAGGCCGGGAGCGCAAUGCUGGCGGAGGAUGGGGUUGGUGGUUCGGUGCCAGACGGGGCCGGCAAUUCUGAAGGAGGAGGAGGCCGCGCUGGCGGCGGAGAAGGCUGGGAUGGGGUUUACCGUCGUGAUGAAGUUCGGCGGGUCGUCGGUAGCCUCAGCCGAGCGGAUGAGGGAGGUGGCCGACCUCAUCCUCAGCUUCCCCGAGGAGACGCCGGUCGUCGUCCUCUCCGCCAUGGGGAAGACCACCAACAACCUCCUGCUGGCCGGAGAGAAGGCGGUGAGCUGCGGCGCCCCCAAGGCGUCUGAAAUCCCCGAGCUCUCGGUUAUAAAGGAGCUGCAUCUUAGGACGAUUGAUGAGCUUGGAUUAGAUAGGUCGAUUGUUUCAGGCAUAUUGGAUGAAUUGGAACAACUUCUUAAAGGCAUUGCUAUGAUGAAAGAGCUGACUCUUAGGACACGAGAUUACCUUGUUUCCUUCGGUGAAUGCAUGUCUACAAGAAUAUUUGCUGCAUACUUGAAUAAACUUGGGAAAAGGGCACGGCAGUACGAUGCAUUUGAUACUGGCUUUAUAACCACUGACGAUUUCACAAAUGCGGAUAUUCUUGAAGCCACUUAUCCUGCUGUUGCAAAGAGGCUACAAGGAGACUGGAUUGAUGACCCUGCUAUUCCUAUAGUCACUGGUUUUCUUGGGAAGGGAUGGAAAUCAUGUGCUGUCACCACUUUAGGCAGGGGUGGUAGUGACUUGACAGCGACGACCAUCGGCAAAGCCUUGGGUUUAAGAGAAAUCCAGGUUUGGAAGGAUGUAGAUGGUGUGUUGACAUGUGAUCCUAAUAUUUACGCAAACGCGAUACCUGUACCCUACUUGACUUUUGACGAGGCAGCUGAACUUGCGUACUUUGGUGCACAGGUUUUGCAUCCCCAAUCUAUGCGACCAGCUAGGGAAGGUGGUAUACCAGUUAGAGUUAAGAAUUCAUACAACCGUCAUGCGCCUGGUACUGUCAUCACUAAAGCGAGAGAUAUGAGCAAGAGUAUAUUAACCAGCAUUGUGUUGAAAUCAAAUGUUACAAUGCUGGAUAUAGUGAGCACACGGAUGCUCGGCCAGUAUGGUUUUCUAGCAAAGGUCUUCUCCAUAUUUGAAGAUUUGGGUAUCUCUGUUGAUUGUGUGGCUACUAGUGAAGUCAGCAUAUCGUUGACACUAGAUCCAUCAAAACUAUGGAGUCGUGAAUUGAUCCAGCAGGAACUUGAUCAUGUCGUUGAAGAGCUUGAAAAAAUUGCAGUUGUUCAUUUGCUGCAGCACAGAUCAAUCAUCUCCCUGAUUGGGAAUGUACAGAGGUCGUCAUUGAUCCUUGAAAAGGCAUUCAAUGUUCUACGAAAAAAUGGUGUUAACGUCCAGAUGAUCUCACAAGGAGCGUCCAAGGUGAACAUUUCCUUGGUGGUCCAUGACAGUGAGGCAAAACAGUGUGUACAAGCCCUCCAUUCAGCAUUCUUUGAGAACGGUUUCCUGUCGGAAGUCGAGGGAGCAGAUGGUCCACAGAACGGCUCCGCCCUGAAUUCAAAUGGUGCCAUUUAUGCAAAUUAGUGAACUCUGCAUUCUCUGGGAUUGGUAUGCCAUUGAUAGGUGGAAGAGGUGAUCCAUAGCUGCUAUUUAUUUAGGUCACCUGAGGUAAUUCCUUGGUGUUGUAACUUGUAACAGCCUACCAGGAGUAUGGCUUAGUGUUACAGUUGCAUGGUAUGCCAUUGUUUACCAUGCUAUUGGGCGCUACCAAGCAGUAACUGGUGUCUAAAUGGUCUGCUACUUUGAAAGUAUUUCCGAGCUUAUGUAUCAGAAAUUUGUACGUGUACCAGAAAAAUAAGAGAAGUAUAUUGCACCCUUUGGGUGGUGGUUAAGCC